Lucilia cuprina (Australian sheep blowfly) is the source of this 5446-nucleotide messenger RNA. RefSeq names its product polypeptide N-acetylgalactosaminyltransferase 2 (gene Pgant2). Gene Ontology annotation, cellular component: Golgi apparatus. The record is from RefSeq and is a predicted model, not a curated record. NCBI's taxonomy places the organism in Eukaryota, Metazoa, Arthropoda, Insecta, Diptera, Calliphoridae. The transcript is spliced from 6 exons. Bases 52 to 1854 code for a protein of 600 amino acids.
UGUUUCUUUUUAUUUCAGGUGGAAAAUCGUGCAUUACGCUUACGUGAAGCUAUGCAACAAUAUCAGGAUGAGGUUAUACCUUCAUCACCGACAGCCUUGAAGCAACACCAACAACAACAGCUGCAGUCACUGCAACAAGAGCCACAACAACAGCUGCUACAACAACAUCACUAUGCUGCUGCCUCACAAAACUCAAAUCGAUUGCAUACAAACGUUUUCAUUGAAGGCAGUGUUGAUCCUGGUGGAUUUAAGCCACGUGUUGGCAGUUUGGGCUUAAAUGCAUUGUCACCUCAAGAGGAAACAUCGCAUCAUGUUAUCAGCACUAGUGGUUUAGCAGUGGCAACUAAUGGUCUAGGCGGUGCUAUAGGUGGUGUAGGUGAAUGGGAAUAUUUCGAUGAGGCUGGCUAUAUACGUGGUGGCGCCUUAAGGACUGGUGAAGAUCCCUACAUACGUAAUCGUUUCAAUCAAGAGGCUAGUGAUGCUUUACCCAGUAAUCGUGAAAUACCCGAUACAAGACACCCCAUGUGCCGCAAUAAAAACUAUCGCAAAGAUUUGCCAGAGACCAGUGUCAUUAUAACAUUCCACAAUGAGGCCCGUUCAACGCUAUUGCGUACCAUAGUCAGUGUCCUCAAUCGUAGUCCAGAGCAUUUAAUACGUGAAAUUAUAUUGGUAGAUGAUUUCAGUGAUCACCCUGAGGAUGGUCAAGAGUUGGCUAAAAUCGAUAAAGUGCGUAUAAUACGUAACGAUAAACGUGAAGGUUUAGUAAGGUCGCGUGUACGUGGUGCAGAUGCUGCCGUAGCCGGUGUUUUAACAUUUCUCGAUAGUCAUGUCGAAUGCAAUGAACAGUGGCUGGAACCUUUGUUAGAACGUGUACGUGAAGAUCCCACCCGUGUUGUGUGUCCUGUUAUCGAUGUCAUCAGCAUGGAUAAUUUCCAAUAUAUAGGAGCAUCCGCUGAUUUGCGUGGUGGUUUUGAUUGGAAUUUGAUUUUCAAAUGGGAAUACUUGAGUCCAGCAGAGCGUACAGCACGUCAACAUGAUCCUACCACUGCUAUUCGCACGCCCAUGAUUGCGGGUGGUCUAUUUGUUAUCGACAAGGCAUACUUUAACAAAUUGGGCAAAUACGACAUGAAAAUGGAUGUUUGGGGUGGUGAGAAUUUAGAGAUUUCAUUCCGUGUCUGGCAAUGUGGUGGUAGUUUGGAAAUAAUACCUUGUAGUAGAGUGGGUCAUGUAUUCCGUAAGCGUCAUCCGUAUACAUUUCCGGGUGGUAGUGGUAAUGUAUUUGCACGCAAUACUCGUCGUGCUGCAGAAGUAUGGAUGGAUGAUUACAAACAAUACUAUUAUGCCGCAGUGCCGUUGGCCAAGAAUAUAGCAUUUGGAAACAUUGACGACCGUUUAGCCCUCAAGGAAAAAUUACAGUGUAAACCAUUUAAAUGGUAUUUAGAACAUGUUUAUCCUGAUUUACAAGUUCCUGAUUCAUAUGAGUUUGGUCAGUUUCGUCAAGGUGAUUUCUGUUUGGAUACCAUGGGAAAUUUGGCGGAUGGUACUGUUGGUAAGUUCCAAUGCCACAACACGGGCGGCAAUCAAGAGUGGGCCUACACCAAACGACAACAAAUAAAACAUGAUGAUCUCUGCUUAACACUGGUACAAUUCUCACGCGGUUCACAGGUGGUAAUGAAACUCUGCGAUGAUUCGGAAAAUCAAAAAUGGAUAUUACGCGAAGGCGGUUUCAUACGUCAUCAUAAAUUAAAUGUUUGCCUCGAUUCUAGGGAUCAUACAGAAAUUGGUGUAUCGGCACAACGUUGCAAUUCGGUGCUGGAGACUCAACGAUGGCUGUUUACCACAACAAAAGCGUGAAAGGCAACUAACUAAUGGACGUGCAAUGGUGGCGAUAAUGGCAUGGCCAGCAUUAUGGGUUAACACAAUACGGCUGGCAAGUGUACGAGGAGAUUUAAGUUUAAAAAACUGAAAAUAAGAAGACUUUAUAUUAUUUAAAAAAAACAGAAAAGAAAAUAAAACAAAACAUAAAGAAAAUAAAAUUAAAACAGAAAAAUAUGCAAAUUCCAAAAGAAAAAAGAGAGUAAGAAGAAAAAGUAUAUAUAUAGGAACCGGAAACAUUUCAUACAGCAGCAUACUCGUUCAUAUAAAUAUUUAAUUAUAAUUUAUGUUAAAAACAAAAAAAAAAAAGAAAAACAAAAACAAAAGAAGACCGAAAAUGUAUUGCCACAAAUUGUAACGUAUUUAUAACUUUUUAAAUCGAUAGGGGUGGCAAUAAAUUAAAAGUCAGUGGUAGGAUGACAAGAAAUAAGAAAAGCUCAAGGAAGAAUAUAAGUUAAAGGAAUGUUGUUAAAAAUCAUGUUGUUUUAGUUUUUGUUUUAUUUUUAAAUUUUUACUAGUGAUAUUAAAUAUUGUUUUUCCUUAAUAGUUUUUUUUAUUUUGUUUUGUUUAAUAGAAAUUUAUUAUUUUGUUGUUUUUACUUUUCUUAGUUUGUUUGAUUUACUGAAUACUGCUCUAUGUUAUCUUUGUUUCCGUUUUCUUGCUAAUUAUGAAUAAUGUUAACAAUGAUUAAUGUAUGUUUUUUUUGCUUUGCUAUUUCAAUUGAAAUUUAUAUGUAUGUAUAUGUUGUUAUACAUAUAUGUAUAAAUGAUUAAGUAUAAGUUAGAUAUUUGUAAUGAAAUUUUUUUUAAGCAAUGACUGAAUAUUUGUAUAUUUGUUAGGAAAUUUCUGCUUUAAUUGUUUUAACAAAUGGUCGCAUUUUAUGUCACUUUAGUGCUGAAACUUUGAGUCCAAAAUGAGCCAAUUGAUUUACAAAGGAAUGUUACUAACUCUUUUAUUAGUCAAUCAUUUAUCAUUCGUUCAUAUAACAACUUAUUAAGAUUUGUUUCUAAGUUUUUCACACAUUCUUUACAGUUCCAACAAAUAUAUCAAAUAAAAGGAAUUUGAAUAAACUUUUCUUUGAUGCCCAUUUGUAAUCUCUUUAUUAAAAGUUUAAAGCCUAAUUAAGAUGUCGGAAGUUUUGGGAAAACUUAGUUUUACAAUCAUACAGACAGACAGACAGACAGACAGACGGACGGACGGACGGACACAGUUUAUAGGAUCGACAAAUUUCUAUAUUGAGACAUUAAAAGGAGAAAUAUAAACUUUUAUAAGGAACAAGAUAAAUUUGUUAGAACAAAUACUUCCAUUCCUAAAAAAGUUUUAAUAAAACUUAAACAAAAAUGGUAUUUUUUAGUUUAAUUACUUUAAUAUCCAUACCAGGGAUGAGGUUAUGGAAACUCUUUUCCAUAAUACUUAAGAAAAUAUGGAUCCAUCUAAAAUAGUUUACAAUAAUUUGAUUUAGUUUUUACUUUUUGAGAAAUUUUGACCUAAAUUUGAAUUUUACUUAAAAAGAAUCAAUUACUUUUUUACCCAACUUAGUGGUGUAGGGAUAUUAUGUGUUUGUGCUGAUGUGUUACAAACAACCACUUAAAUGUAUACAAAUCGGAUCAGAGUUACUUUCAGAAACGAUUUAUCUAUAUUCAUUCGUCCGUCUGUGUGUGCUAAAAAAAAUUAAUUAGCCCUACCCAUUUGCAGAAACCCAGCUGCUCCUUUAGUAGGUUCUUGAUUACGAACUCAAGAAUAUUUCCUCUUUUCUAACCGAAGAAAUAUAUUGUUGUAGUCCUACCCAUUUGCAGAACCCUGUCUUUAUCUUUGGUAAGUUUUUGAGGUCCUAAUUCCGAACUCAAGAAUACUUUCUCUUUUCUAACCGUUUUUGUUUUUUGUACCAGGAUGCGUCACCUUUUUGAACUAUUUUUCAUAAAGGAAAAUGAUUAAAUCAUUUAAAUGACACGCCUCUUUUUGCACGCCCACUUAAGCAGAAAAAGUAAAGCCAAAUUUUGACUUAGAAGAUUCGAUUCAGCGAGGAAGAGAAUCUAAACAAAGUUAUAUAUCGUUUUAAACAUUCCCAUACUUUACAGAACCUUGCCUACUCCAUUGGUAGGUUCUUGAGGUUUAAAUUCUCAAACUCAACAUUAUUUCCUCUUUCCUAAUCGUUUCGCUUCCCUACUGUACAUCUACUACUAUUCAUAGGGAAAAAACAUAAUUUAAUAAUUUAUACGACACGCCCCUUUUUUAUACGCCCUCUUUAGUAAAUAAAGCAAUGCCAAAUUUAUACUUAAAACUAAAACUUGUUUCUAUCAAUUUGCAAAUUAUUUGACAUCACAUUUAGGUGCCUUGCCUCUUUUUACGCCCACAACAACUAAAGAAGAUAUCAACUAAAACUAUAUGAAAUUAGGAGUUGGAUCGGAUGACAAGCCUUUUUUUACGCAAACCUUUUGUCAUUUGCUUUGCUACGCUGGCUCCGUAUAGAGUUGUUCCUUAGUACCACGCCCACUUCCGGUAAUGCUCAACACAUACAUAUAGAUACUAUAAGAAUUUUUAGGAGAAAUGUAAAACUGUGAAAGAACUAAAUCAUAGGAGCGUAGAGUAAGUGUCUGGGAAAGAAUUUGUCAAUUGAAUUGAUGGGUUUCGAGUUCCCAAAGUUUUAAAAGAGAAAUAAGUGAAUCACAAUUUGUGCUCAAAAAUUUGCAAGUUUUUUUUUAAUUUUCGCUUUUGAUUCAGUCAUUGCCUAAAAUGUCAUUAACAAAUAUGAUCUGUUUUAACAAAGUUUUUUUUUCUUUUUUGUUUAUAUAAGUGUUAAAAUAUUUUUUAUUAUAUUUACAGUUUAGAAAUUGUUAUGCCUGUGAAAAUUUAAUUUAAAAAUUUCAGUUUUAGAUAGUUUUAAAUUUAUUAAUAAUUGUCCAAUUCACAAUCGAUGUCGUAUCGUUGUAUGUCAUAAAAUUGUUUGAAACAAUAACAAAUCAAUUAAAAAAAAUACGACUUACUACGAUACAACCGUACAACACGGAUUGUGAAUUGGACAAAUAUGUUUUGGUUCAGAAAUAGGUAGAAAUUAAUGGUUUUAAAUUCUAUAUUAUAAUAAAGUUCAACAACCAUACAUCAUCGGUCUGAUCUUAGCGUAUUCAAUAUUAAGAUUAAAUUGAUUAAAAUUUGUGAAAACAUUUAUAAUCAAUUGCCAAACCUAUUGCUGAAUUAGAUCAGAUCAUCAGUUUUAUUAAAAUAUUUUGAAUUAUUUUGUAUGUUUUAAAAGAAAUCAUUAGUUUACAACAAUUAAAGUAAUUUUUAAAUGAUAAAGUCAAGAAGUAUUCUUUACAGUCAGUCAUUUAAGUUCCUUGAAAAACAUUCCAUCAUAAAAAAUUAAAGAAUAAUAAACAACCGUUUUGACAGAUUGUCUUUAAAACGAACAUAGCGCAAUAGAAAGUAUUCAACAUCAAGUGAACUGCAAAAUUGAAAAAUAUUCAAAAACUAUUGUAAAUCUAAAAAAGAUUUUGAAAAUAAAAUCAAAAUAUUUUAAUUUUAGUUAAACAGAAUUCUUUAAAUUCCAUGGAAACAUUUCAAAUUUUCUAAUUUU